AUUAUAUUGAACACACUAUUUUGCAAAUGAAGAAAAUAUUCUCCUCCGUAAAAACCCUCUUUCAGGUUUUCUAUACACCAAGAAAAGGAGACCAAAAAUAAAAAAUCAUUUCCCUUUUCUCAAGUAUCUCGGCACCCCGACGAUGUCUAGAAAUUCCGAACGGUGAAUCGAAACCCUAGAAGGCCCAUAUUUAGAGGCAGUCGCGAUUUGUUGGGUGAUGUUGGCAGUUGAACUAGUUUGAUUAUCUCACAUAGCUGAGGCAAUAUUUUCUAUAUAAGCAAGGUUGUCGACUCAUGGAGCUUAAAGCUUCAUAUCCAAAGCAGGUAUUUUCAACUUCUGAUUGCGACAGUGAUCCCGAGGAGAAAGAAAUUAGUGAUGACGAUGAUCGUAAUCAUAAGCAUCGUAGAAGGGAAACACAUUCACAGUCUGCAGAGACAGGGGCUCUUGAACCAGUUUUAAGUAGACCAUUCAGGAAAAGGAACAGGCCGUUUGCAAAUGGGCACCUUCAGAAUCUCCAGGAAGGAGAUUCUCACUGGAGUGAUACUAGGUUUGGCAAAAGACGAGGAAUGGGUUCUUUUGCCAGGACACCUUCAGAUUCAUAUCAGAGGAUGAGGCUAAAUCAGUCCCUUUCUGGUCAUUCUGGUCCUGGUAGGGGUCGAGGAAGAGAAUCUGGUACUUGGGGUCCCUGUGAAUCUAGGUUCAGCUCUAUUGAUAUUGCAUCUCAAUUGAUGCCACCUCUUCUUUAUACUGGAAGGGGGAUGCAGAAUGUUUCUAGUGGACAGAGUUCAUCUUGGAAUGCAUUUGGAAUGGUUCCAGGAAUGCCCAAUGGUGGGCUUGAUACACUUCAUACCCUUGGUUUACAGGGAACACUUAGGACAGCCUUGACUCCUGCCAUGAAUAUGGGAAUUCCAAGGCAAAUGUGUAGAGACUUCGAGGAGCGUGGAUUUUGCCUAAGAGGAGAUAUGUGCCCACUGGAGCAUGGAGUUAAUCGUAUCAUUGUUGAAGAUGUUCAGAGCCUUUCUCAGUUUAAUCUUCCUGUUUCACUUCCCAUUGCUCAUAUGCUGGGACCAAAUACUGCACAAGGAUCUUUACCCGCAGUAGGCCCCUCUAGCUCAUCAGCUAGUGGAAAAUCUUUACAUAGCAAAAGUAUCAACCCUCCAAUGAUUGAUGGUGGAUUAGGUAUGACUGAUACUUUUGGUGGUGGUUCUGUGGCUGGGGGAGCUGAUUUUUAUGAUCCUGAUCAGCCUUUAUGGUCAAAUGAUCAUCCUGCAACUUCAACAGCACUCUUGGAUGUCAAUCGGUCUAAAAUUGAUGACAUGGGGCCUUUGCUGAAUGCGGACUCCUCUGAUCGGAAUCAGGCUGGGCUUUAUGAUGGCUGUAAACUCGAACCUCUAGAUAGAGGUGCCGGAGCAGCUUCAGGAUCUCAAAGUGUGUGCAGAAGAAUCAGUAGUUCAAAAAAGAAGUUUGAACCAUUCAGCAGCACUCAGGGUGUCACCCGUCAUGGUAAGCAAACAAAUGUAGAUACCAUAGACCAGAAAAUGAUGGAACCAUCUUCAGAGCCCCAAAGUAGUUCUGGACGCAAUAAGCGAAACCCAUCUCAAAAGGCACUUCGUACUCUAUUUGUUAGAGGGAUUCCUCAAAAAGACAACAAACCAGAAGCUCUUCUGUCACAUUUUCGAAAAUUCGGGGAGGUUAUUGACAUCUACAUCCCGGUAAAUGGCGAACAAGCUUUUGUUCAAUUUUCUAAGAGGGAUGAAGCUGAGGCUGCUUUAAAAGCACCAGAUGCCGUGAUGGGAAAUCGCUUUGUAAAGCUUUUCUGGGCAAACAGGGAUAGCAUUAUGGAUGAUGGAGUAAAUGGUAGUAGUAAUAUACCUUGUGGUGGGACCCCUAGUACAGUUCCACCUCAUCUAUCUGUUCCUCAUAAAAGAAAAGACAAUCUGCAGAUUGUAGCGCCAAAAACUGCUGAAAAUGGUGUUGUUCCAGUAGCCACCUCUGAUCUGCCCAAGCCUGUGGCUAGGAGUGGUCCCAAAACUACACCAGCUUUGCAAAGAAAGCUGGAAACUUUAGAGCUUCUGAAGGAAGAAAUGCGCAAGAAGCAGGAAAUGCUUGAGCAGAAGCGGAAUGACUUCCGACGCAAGUUGGAUAAACUUGAGAAGCAAGCCGUGGGUGUGAAAGAUGAGGCAGUGCCAGAUCAGGCUAUGAAAAAACCAAAGGGAGGAGGAAAAGGUUCCAACUCUGGUGAAGUGGAAAGUUCAAGUGCCACAGAACCUAGUAAUGCUGUGUCAUCACCACAUGCUGAAGCAACACCAUUUAGUUGCAGAUCUACAGAGGAUGCCGAGCCUAUUUGUUCCAAAUCAUCUUCGAUUGUCGCAGCGCAAGAAGCUUCAAACUUGAAGCAGUCAAUCCGUCCAUUGGCACCAAUUGGCGCACCGUUUAUCUCAAAUAGAUACAAACUAGAUAACCGACCCACCGCAUUCAAGAUCCUUCCACCUCUGCCAAGUGGUCUAGCAAAUGUUGACGUCCUGAAGGAACACUUCUCUACAUUUGGUGAUCUUCCUUCUGUUGAGCUGGAAGAUUUGGAACCUCAAGAUUGUAAUGAUGGCUCAGAGGUGCAAAAUACAUCUGCUAGGAUAUCUUUCCGAUCACGUCGAUCUGCUGAAAGAGCAUAUAUGAGUGGUAAAUGCUGGCAAGACCAAACUCUGCAUUUUAUGUGGUUACAAUCCAGUAAUUCUGCAAAGGAUAUUGGUGUUGGAGAAAAUGUCACUCCAGCUUCAAAGCAGCCUUCAGAUGUUAAUGGGCAAUCCAUUGUAAACAAUUGUCUGGCUGGUUCCCAGGAAGGAAGUGGGGCUGGGAAUGGUAAACCUGAAAAUCAAGAAAGAAAAGAAGAUGAAUGAAGAUCCAAGUCAAGCUUAAUUCUGCAUCUCGUUAACAGUUAGCAAUUCGAUUGAUCAUGAUGAUCGCCUGAUUUUCGGAGUUGUACAGCGAGGUAAAUUUUAUAUCUUUUAUAUGUAAUUUCUGGAGUUUUAGCGAUUGACGAAUCUCUGUUCCAAUUUGGCUUUCACGUUAUCUGCAAAUGUAAAGAGUAUUUUUAGACCUUAUACUGGUCCUUUUGAUUAGCUGUACUGAAAUUUUUUUUGUCACUGAAUGCUCAGACAGAGCCCAGGAUAUACUAUAGGCCCUGGAAAAAAAAUGUAAGAUGAGAUAGUGCCCUUCAUUUUGGUGUUUUAUUUAUUUCAAGUUAUUUCUACCUUUAUCAAAAAAAAAAAAAGAAGUUUCAAGUC
Messenger RNA from Solanum dulcamara, 3281 nucleotides. Its product is annotated as zinc finger CCCH domain-containing protein 41. The record is from RefSeq and is a predicted model, not a curated record. Gene Ontology annotation, molecular function: RNA binding; metal ion binding. Gene Ontology annotation, cellular component: nucleus. Lineage: Eukaryota; Viridiplantae; Streptophyta; Magnoliopsida; Solanales; Solanaceae. Bases 294 to 2894 code for a protein of 866 amino acids. The transcript is spliced from 5 exons.